This is a messenger RNA of Brachypodium distachyon (stiff brome), 1344 nucleotides long. Its product is annotated as syntaxin-71. Gene Ontology annotation, molecular function: SNAP receptor activity; SNARE binding. Bases 197 to 1012 code for a protein of 271 amino acids. Gene Ontology annotation, cellular component: endomembrane system; SNARE complex; membrane. Gene Ontology annotation, biological process: vesicle fusion; intracellular protein transport. The record is from RefSeq and is a predicted model, not a curated record. Lineage: Eukaryota; Viridiplantae; Streptophyta; Magnoliopsida; Poales; Poaceae. The transcript has 9 exons.
AGGGAGUCCACAGACAGACUAGACAGGAACAGAGGUUAUCGGGAGGUGUUGCGCUCCGGCGGGUCGGUGUCUUGCUCGACGGGGAGCGCGGCGGCGGUUCCGAGCUCGUCGGGGAGAGCGGCCGGCAGCAGCUAGCGGUUGCUUCCUCUCGAUCUCGUUUCGCCGGGGACGGGACGGGAGAGACCGGGCCGCCAAGAUGACGGUGAUCGACAUCCUGACGCGGGUGGACUCCAUCUGCCAGAAGUACGACAAGUACGAUGCCGAGAAGCUCAACGGUGCCAACGUCGCCGGCGAGGACCCCUUCGCCCGCCUCUACGGAUCCGUCGAUGCCUACAUCUCCCAGUGCGUCGAGAAAGCGGAGUUGGCGAAGCAGGAGAAGAACCGGGCCGCGGUGGUCGCACUCAACGCCGAGAUCCGCCGCACCAAGGCCAAGCUCCUCGAGGAGGACCUGCCCAAGCUGCAGCGCCUCGCGUUGAAGAAGGUCAAAGGGCUCACAAGAGAGGAACUUGCCACCCGUACUGAUCUGGUUGCCGCCUUACCUGACAGAAUACAAUCAAUACCAGACGGUAGUGCUACUGCGACAAAGAAAAAUGGAACUUGGGGAGGAGCCUCUGGGUCCCGUACUGGUGGAGGCAUCAAGUUUGACUCUACUUCUGAUGGCAACUUUGACGAUGAGUACUUUAAGGGAACAGAAGAAUCAAAUAAGUUUCGCCAGGAAUAUGAGAUGCGUAGAAUGAAACAGGAUGAAGGUUUGGACGUUAUUGGUGAAGGGCUAGCAACUCUGAAAAACAUGGCAUCUGAUAUGAAUGAGGAAUUGGAUCGGCAAGUUCCUUUGAUGGAUGAAAUGGACCACAAGGUGGACAUAGCAAAUGCAGAUCUGAAGAAUACCAAUGUGAGACUAAAACAGACUAUUCUCCAGAUGAGAUCCAGUCGUAACUUCUGCGUCGACAUCGUCCUGCUCUGUGUCAUACUUGGUAUUGCUGCCUACCUUUACAAUGUGCUGAAAAAAUGAGGUGUGAGGUGUCCGGGAAAUCACUCAUGUUACAGUCGAGCGUCUUGCCAUUGGCUCCUCUACAUGCCAUGUCUUCCGGCAAAUGGGGUUUCAACACGUGUUCGCGGUCUUUUUCUUUCAUCUCUUCUGUGUAUUAUGGUGUUUUCAUUAGGUUAUUAUUAUUAUCCUUUGUUGUAGCAGUGAAUAGUGUGUGAUCAUGACCUGAUUGGUGUCUGCUGUUUAUAAAUUGGUUAGCAAGAGUACAUCGGCAUUCUUUUCGAACCGUAUCACCAUGCUCAUGUAAAUUCGCUCCCUCAACACCCCUUUCCAUGAGAACUAUGGCUUGGUCUUGA